AUGUCUACAGAUAAUAACAAUAAACAAUGUAAUAAACUGGAAACAGAAUUAUCCCGAAAACCUACCCGGAUCCAACGUAUUAAAAGGUCAUUUUCGAUGGGCAAAUCACCACCUGAAACACGUACUGUGAAAGAGGAGAGUGGUACUUUCCAUUCUGCUGAAUGUCUAUUACAUGAACAUAACUUACAAGCAGAAAGUAGCAAAGCAGAUAUAACACGCUGUACUUGCCGAAAAUCAUCGUCAUCUAGACAAAAUAGUCAAAGAAACAAAUUUUUGUCUUUUGGUGCAAACAAGAACAAUAAUUCAUCAUCUUCAGUAACUGUCAGUGGCACUGAUUUACCAUCACCCAAGGUCAAUGAUGACAAUAGUGAACGGAAAAAUAUAGUCCGUAGAUCAUGGUCACAAGUGGAAGUUCGUCAUCUACGGAACUUAUUUGAUCUACGAAGAGUCUACCGGCAAGAAAUCAAACGACGAAAUUCAUACACGUACACGAACUCACCGCAGAUAAUAGACCAACUAGCUGGAGAAUCUGAAAUUCGUGCAAUGAAUUCUCGUGGUGGUAAUGGCGAUUCGAUGUGUGAUUACAUUUUUGGUGAUCUUGAAGAAGAAGAUUUAUUGGCUGCUGGGCAAGAAUCUCAUCCUCCAUUGGAUCUUUUUGAAUUCCAAGCUCAAGAGCAAAAGGCGACAGACGUCACUUCUCGUUGCCUUCAAAUGCGCAGAUUCAAGGCCUUUGAAAUAUACUCAAGCGAGCACAGUUAUUUGAAUCAUCUGCGGACUCUUAAAAAGUUAUUUAUGGAUCCUUGUUAUGAGGCUGCAAAAAAGCCAAAUCCAACAAUGAAUCCCGCGGAUAUUCAACUAAUGUAUGCGCACAUCAUUGAUAUAAUAAGGCUGUCCAGCAAAUUAGUACGCAGUCUUGCUAAAAUACAGCCGUGGUUAGACGAUGAAUGUCGAGUUGGCGAGAUAUUCCUAGAGUAUAGUAAGGAAUUUGAGGUUUAUCAACUAUACGCCGAUAAUCAUUUGGACAGUCGCGCGGCAAUGGAGCGCAUAGAUCAAAAAACGUUGUAUCGCAAGUUUGUUCAGGGAUCGCGAUCUAAAGAUCGAAACAGGCUUGAUCUAUCAGGCUAUUUGAUCAUGCCGAUACAACGAAUUUCAAGAUAUCGGUUGCUCCUUCAAGAGCUUAUGAAACACACGUUGGAAUCUCACCCUGAUUUCGAUGAUUUAUCGCUCGCAUUAAAACAAAUGACUGCGCGUGUGGCUGAAUGCAAUAGUGUUUCCAAGUUACCCGAAGUGCGAUGA
Messenger RNA from Ambispora gerdemannii, 1296 nucleotides. NCBI's taxonomy places the organism in Eukaryota, Fungi, Glomeromycota, Glomeromycetes, Archaeosporales, Ambisporaceae. The record is from the annotation of a GenBank genome assembly.